This is a messenger RNA of Cebus imitator (Panamanian white-faced capuchin), 4255 nucleotides long. It is a transcript of the gene ZNF2, whose product is annotated as zinc finger protein 2. Gene Ontology annotation, biological process: negative regulation of transcription by RNA polymerase II; regulation of immune system process; regulation of cytokine production. Gene Ontology annotation, molecular function: DNA-binding transcription repressor activity, RNA polymerase II-specific. Bases 446 to 1723 code for a protein of 425 amino acids. The record is from RefSeq and is a predicted model, not a curated record. NCBI's taxonomy places the organism in Eukaryota, Metazoa, Chordata, Mammalia, Primates, Cebidae. The transcript has 5 exons.
UCCCAGCGCCAGAUGAUUCGAUUUAGUCCCCGAGACGGCUGGGGACUGGGCACCAGCAUCAGAGAGACACAUUCCCUGCAUCGGAUGACUGGAGGAACGCAACACCAGACGCAGGCAGUACUUCAGAGUGAUGAUAAGUCUCCCAGACAUCCACUACAGCCCGUUCUCCCUGCUAAGGCGACUGCACUGCCAUCUUGAUUCUUGUUAGCCACGCAAAGUUUGUGUUUGCACAGAUUUUCCGACGUCAUAUUAAAGCGCGCCGGGCGCGGAGACUUCUGGGAUAUGAAGUCCUUGCGAAGGCAGAGCAUUGAUUGGCAGCGGUCGCGAGGACACUCUGCGCAGGCGCGUUGCUUUCCAGACCUGAAGAGACGCCGUCUUCCCGGGUCCCGAGCACUCUGUGCCGGAGGACUCUGCCCUUGUCUACAAAGAGAGCACACAGGAGAGAAUGGCUGCUGUGUCUCCGACCACCAGAUGCCAGGAAUCAGUGACAUUCGAAGAUGUGGCUGUGGUUUUCACAGAUGAAGAGUGGAGUCAUCUGGUCCCCAUUCAGAAGGACCUCUACAAGGAGGUGAUGCUGGAGAACUAUAAGAGCGUUGUGUCACUGGGCCUUCCAGUUCCUCAACCUGAUAUGAUUUUCCAAUUGAAGAGAGGGGACGAGCCAUGGAUGGUAGAUCUUCAUGGGUCUGUGGAGACAGAAUGGCCAAAGAGUGUCUCUCUAGACUGGGAAACUAAGCCUGAAAUUUAUGAUGCUUCCGAAGAAAAAGCAGAAGGAUCACUGAGGGAAAGUCUUGGAAGGCAAAGUCCUCUGUGUCCUAAAUUUGAAGUUCAUGCACCCGACAGCAGGAUGGGAACAGAAAAGAAAAGCCCGACAGGGGAGACUCAUAAGAAAUCCCUCUCCCAGGAGAAAGGCUCACGGCGAGGGUCUGCCUUCCCCAAGGAGUUUCCCACUAAAGAGAGACAGCAGGAAUGCAGUGACUGUGGAAAGACUUUUUUUGACCACUCAUCCCUCACCCGCCAUCAGAGGACUCACACUGGGGAGAAGCCCUACGACUGCCACGAGUGUGGGAAAGCCUUCAGCCACAGAAGCAGCCUCAGCAGACAUCUGAUGUCACACACUGGGGAGAGCCCCUAUGAGUGCAGCGUGUGCGCAAAAGCCUUCUUUGACCGCUCGUCCCUAACUGUGCAUCAGCGAAUUCACACUGGAGAGAAGCCCUUUCAGUGCAACGAGUGUGGAAAAGCCUUUUUUGACCGUUCAUCCCUUACUCGACACCAGAGAAUUCACACUGGAGAAAGUCCUUAUGAAUGUCAUCAGUGUGGGAAGGCCUUUAGCCAGAAAAGCAUUCUUACUCGCCAUCAGCUAAUCCACACUGGCAGGAAGCCUUACGAGUGUAAUGAGUGUGGGAAAGCUUUCUAUGGUGUCUCGUCACUGAAUAGACAUCAGAAAGCUCACACUGGGGACCCUCGCUAUCAGUGUAACGAGUGUGGUAAAGCUUUCUUUGACCGCUCAUCCCUUACACAGCAUCAGAAGAUCCACACUGGAGACAAGCCAUAUGAAUGCAGUGAGUGCGGGAAAGCCUUCAGCCAGCGCUGCCGCCUCACGCGGCAUCAGCGUGUCCACACAGGAGAGAAGCCCUUUGAAUGCAGCGUGUGUGGCAAAGUUUUCAGCUCAAAAUCAUCAGUUAUUCAACAUCAACGGCGUUACGCCAAACAGGGAAUAGACUGAGUUGGGCAAAAGCUUGGACUAGACAAGAACUUCUGCACAAAUUUGAGAUAGGUCUCCUCUAUCUUAAAGCCUCUAUUUGCUCAUUCUACCCACUCUGGCUGCCGUUGUCCUGUCCUGCUUCUGCGCCAGAGUGUUUAAUAAGCACUCCCUUCCUGCUGUGUUGUAGAACUGUAAGGGAGGCCAUGGAAAUGACUCUGCGUCAGACAAUAGGAUAGAUGUUAGGAGGAGGCAUACCUUUUGUGAAAACCUAGGCCCCAGGUAUCACUGCACUUUAAGUAUCUGGAGGGAAAGGCAAAACAGCAACAAAGCAGCACGUGUUUCAGAACAGUUGUUUUGAUGGCUUAGUCCCUCUCUUGGAGCUUUUUGGGGCACUAACCUUGUUCUCUUUGUGUCCCAGUUUUUAGAUCUCUUACUUCCACUGCUAGUAGCUAGCACUUACUGAGUGCUUACAAUGGGGUAAAGACUCAGCUAAGGGUUUUACAGUAAGUAGAUUAAUUGAUCCUGUCACCAACCCUAUGAAGUAGGUACUGUUACCAUCUUCAUCUACAGAUGAGCACUUUGAGGUUUAGGGAGAUUAAAUCACUUGCCCAAGGUGACCCCGCUGGUAGGAGGUGAUGCUAGGUCCACCUUCAAAGUCUAUUCUCUUUACCAUUAUGCUCGAUUCCUUGUUUUAUAAUUUAUGUGUAUUGUCUUCGCAACUAGAUUGUAAGCACUUGGAGGUUGACUUACAAGUCUUUGUAUCUCACACAGUGCCUUGCUAAUAGGUGCUCAAUAAAUAUUUGAGUGAAUGACUUUUCUGCUUACCAAAUUCUCUCCAUUCAAAAUACCUUUUAGAUUCACAUACCUUCUCUGAAUUCAUAGCCCAGCUUGUACUUUUAUCAUCCCUAGCUUCCACUCCUGGCAGCAGUAGCUUCCUAAUUCCAGUUCUUCCUGCUUUAUUGUUGAAGAGGGAUGCGCUAAGCUAUGAUACAGUAACAAGCCCACAGAGAGCUGUGUCUCUCUUAAAACCUGACAGGAACUAAUCUGUCUCAUUUUUAUCCUCAUUAGUUGGAACAUCUGGCUUCCAAAGUUACCACAAGGGAGGAAGAGAAAGCCAGAGGAAUUUGUAGUGUAUUUUUUUAGACCCAGGCUUAACAUCACUUCUGUCCACAUCUAAUAAGCCAGAACCCAGCACCUGGAAGCUAGGAAAGUAAACAAGCACCUGGAUAGUUGGUUAAUACCAAGAGCCUCUGUCAUGGUUACAUUUUCCAUAUUACUGUUAAGCCAGUCUUUGCAAAUGACCCCUUUCUGCCCAUCAUUGCCUUUCUCAAGACCUAAACUAGCUCCCUGUUUGGUGAAAAAUUACCUGAAUAUUUAAGGUCUGCCUUAACAUGAUCCCCAUUGCUGAACUUUACUUCCUGACUCCCAAAACUCUUCUAUUCCCUAGGCCCAGUCCUAUAUUUUUAUUUUUAUUGAAAGAUUGGCACUAGAUGACCUUGACUCUAGGCAUUUGCAUUAUUUUGCUUUUUGCUUAGGGUGAAGCUCAGAAAAGGACUUGGUUCUGAAAGGCUGUCUGGAAUUAGAUUGUUCUCUGUGAAUCCCAGUGGAUUGAGAUGAAUUUCCUCUGGAAGUUCAAGUCAGAUUUGAGAAGCUGAAUUACCAAACAGAUCCUCCCCUAUUACUCUGUUCACCCUAGAGCAGAUGAAUGGCAGGGAAGACUUGAUGUGUGGACUUUUGAAAGCAACUUGAGGAAAAACACAUAACAGAAUCUAUGGGUGUGGAUAAUAUGUGAUACUGCUAAACAAUGUUAAGUAGAAAAUAAAAGAGACUUGGUAAACUUUUGGCUGAUGACUGUCUCUAGGAGUUCUGAAUUAAAAAAAAAAAAUUGAAGGUCAAGUAUUUUCCUAAUGCAUUCUACCACUUUCAGCAAGAUAAGAUUGGAACAAAUUCAGGAUUCCAAUGGACAUCUUUUUUACUUAAUUAUUCGUAGAAAAGAUAAUGGACUUUUGAGCACAGUAGUAAUGGAAGCAGUGGGGAUAUGAAUUUGACAGUUUUCCGUUUUAGAUUUGGUGAUCAGAGCUUUUUUUUUUUUUUAAUGUGGAAUACUUCCACUUCCUUCUGAAAACAGGAAAGGGCUGUUUUACCUUUUAAUUGAUAUAUCCCAAUAUGGCAUGCAGUAGUGGAGACCAUAAAUUUUGAGGUUUUGGCUUCACUCAGUAGCUAUUAGUAGGAUCAAAUCUUGGAAUCAGAAAUUGAUCAAAUUGGAAGAAUAUCACCAUUCUUAAGGUGUAAAGCAAAAAUGAUAGUGUUUGUAGGGGUUUGAGCCUCAAAGAAAUGAAAUAAUAUCACUGAUGACAAGCUUUAAAAGGAGUUUCAAAGAAAUGAAAUAUUACUGAUGACAAACUCUAAAGUUUUAAGAAAUAAUAUUACUGAUGACAGAUAAGUUUUAAGAGAGAAUUGAAUGCUUACCACACAAAGGCACAGAAGCAUUCUAUGAAUAAAAAAUGGCUGGCAAUGCUAGAGAACUUUGCAAUGGUGAGAAUAUGAGAGAUG